Molecule: messenger RNA, 648 nt
Organism: Rhineura floridana
Lineage: Eukaryota; Metazoa; Chordata; Lepidosauria; Squamata; Rhineuridae
Product: delta-like protein C
Exons: 5
Coding region: 1-648 (215 amino acids)
Molecular function (GO): Notch binding
Source: RefSeq, a predicted model, not a curated record
AUGGCCAAGAUGCUUGGAGUGGGGCGGAGAGGGCCAGCGUGCCCCUUGGCCGUCAUGGUGUUUGACUUCCCACGGGAAGGAAGUGAAUCUCAACUGCUUGUCAAGGAGUCAGUCCUGGCUGCCUUGAAGGAGGGAGAUGUGAAGCGGUUCCUGAGAAAAGCCCUCAUGGACCCCAAGGGCAGAAAAGCAUAUGAACUGAUGUGCUCUGUGUGCACAAUAAAUGUUGCUCCCUUUUUCAUUCUGUCUGAUGAGGAGUUCUGUGAAGUCUGGAAUCCGGCAUACCAUGCGCAAACCUGCCUGAACAGGGGUGUCUAUGAUGGGGUGAAGUGCCGCUGCCCGCCUUCCUUCUAUGGCCCUCGCUGUGAAUUUCUGGUUGAUGGCUCCCCCACCCCUGCUACUUCCAUAGCCCCAGAGGAAAGGCCUACCACUACCACUCCUCCAGUUCUCUGCCAAAAUGGUGGCCAUUUCAAUGGGUCCAACUGCGUAUGCCCCCCUGGUUAUUGGGGGCUUUUGUGUGAAUCAUUUGACACCAAAGACUGCCUAAACGGGGGGAUCUGGAGUGGAACAGACUGCCUGUGCACCCGCUACUUCUGGGGCCGCCAGUGUGAAUUUGUUAUGAAUGUCAUUGAGGUCAACGCAGACUAUUAG